Messenger RNA from Episyrphus balteatus (marmalade hoverfly), 3613 nucleotides. RefSeq lists its product as uncharacterized. Bases 240 to 3260 code for a protein of 1006 amino acids. Gene Ontology annotation, biological process: protein import into peroxisome matrix. The record is from RefSeq and is a predicted model, not a curated record. NCBI's taxonomy places the organism in Eukaryota, Metazoa, Arthropoda, Insecta, Diptera, Syrphidae. Gene Ontology annotation, cellular component: peroxisomal membrane; peroxisome; cytosol. The transcript is spliced from 12 exons. Gene Ontology annotation, molecular function: ATP binding; ATP hydrolysis activity.
GGCAACAAUCCAAAAAAUCAAAAAAUUCCUGGCAUUUUUCUUCCUACCAGCACAAAUCUGCGAGUAUUUUGCAUGUAAAAGAGCUAGAUGCUAGAGAAGAAACUAGAUUAAAAGUGUUCUUUGCUUAGUGCCGUGUGCGUAUAGCAAAUGUGUUGAAAGUAGAAAGAUUUUUUCAUUAGUAAUUUGUUUAUUAAUAUAAAUUUCUUUUCAUUCACGUUGUUUAAACAAAGAUAUAAAAUAUGUUCCGACGCACAUUUAAAGUAACUUUUCGUCCAAUGAGAAAUAAUUUCAUUGCUCUGCCGGAGAACUACUAUGAACUUGUUUCGACUUAUGACAAAGGAUGCAUUAGUUUGACAUAUGGAAAAUAUUGCCACUAUGCAAUGUGGAUGCCACACGCGGGCACAGUCAAAGACACUGAAAUUGGGAUCAAUGCCAGAGUUGCCAAGGAAAUGGGUCUGAAAGAAAACGAUUUAGUUAAAUGUGCUUUGGUUGAUGAUGUGCAGCUUUUAAAGAGUGUCCAUGUGACACCUGUGUCAUCGAAAGACUGGGAAAUUAUUGAACUUAGCAGUGAGAAGUUGCAAGAUAGUGUGCUAGAGCAGACAAAGAUUAUCAACUCAACGCAAUUUCUUGUUGUUUGGGUGAAUAAGUCGAUGCAAGUUACACUGACUGUUGAUCGCAUUCGUCCCAACAUCAAUUUCGGUCGAAUUAAUCACACCACAGAACUAGUUGUAACACCAAAAGUUGAAAACAUCACCAACGGAUUGACCGAAACAAAUGGCGAUAGUCAUACCAAUGGUCUUCAUAAAAGUCAAACGAUGUCAUCUGUUGCCAGUUCUGAUACUGGUCUAUCUCGAUCAACUACAGUUAGCAAUAUAAAAAGCUUAACCCGUAAAGAAUCUGUAGUCAAUCGCCUAUCAAUGGUCAAUCGAUUGGAAAAAAUGCGUCGCCUUAUCAGAGAUCUCAAAAGAGAAAACACACGCACUUUUGAGUUCCGUGCAAUAUCUGGAACUUGGGAAGAUACAACUCAAAUCUCUGAUAUAUUUGUAACCAAAAAUAAUUUACCAGAAUUCAUGGAUUUAGAUCAAGUCUAUUGCCUUCGAACUGCCGAAGAUGGUGAAUACUAUGUGACAGUAAAAGUCGUUGCCGAAGGUCAAAAUUUUCCCAAUAAUAUCCAUCAAACUAUCGAAAUCAAUGAAAAUCUCAUGCAAUUACUAAAAAUGCGUGAACUCGAAAAAAUCACCCUCACUCCGAAGCACAUGGUUUUAAAUUUUGUUGAAAAAAUUGAACUUUAUUCACACAAAAAGACUCAUUAUAAAAUUGUCGAAGGUGCCUUUAAACGAUUUAUUGCUGAUAAAACUAAAUUAUCACCUUUAUUGUUAAAUCAAGAUGAAGUUAUUAAAUUGGAUGAGGGAAUGAUUGUCACUAUACUCAUUAGCCCUGAACAUUUUCGUUAUUGUCUGGUGGAUUCUCAGCUUUUGAAAGAAUGUAAAAUUUAUGCAGCUGAUUUGAUUAAAAAUGCUGGUGAUGUCUUGGAAGUCGAUGCCAAAGAGGACACUAUUCUGAGUGUUAAGGAUUUGAUAAAACUUCCAGAAUUUGAUGAUAUUGUUGUUCAACUGGUGGAUCAAUUGAAAAUGAAUUUAUGUUUGGAUCAGAGGAAUUCGGUUCUUAGGCAGGGAAAUAUUUUAGUUGCUGGUCAAACUGGUUGCGGUAAAUCAGUUAUUGUAGAGCGAGUUUUAGAUGAAUUGGUCAAGAAGCCUUAUUCAUGUUCAUAUGACAUCUUCUAUAGUACUCGCAGUAAAGGAAGAAAGACUGAAUCAAUACAAAAAGAUCUACGUGAGAUUUUCACAACCUGCCUUCAAAAUGCGCCAGCAAUUGUUGUUUUAGAAAAUCUAGAUGUUCUAGCUCAUUCGACUGGCGAUCAACCAACUCAAGAUAGCGAAUAUUACAAUCGAAUUGCCGAUAUAGUCCAGCAUUUAAUUGUCGAGUAUACAGCAACUAAUCCAAUUUCUGUUAUAGCAACAGUUUCAAGUUUGAAAAAGUUAAACCGUCGAUUGUACUCGCCUCGAGGACGUCAUCUCUUCCAAACUAUUGCCAAAGUACCGACUCUCGGUCGAUUGGGUAGAGAAAUGAUUCUUAAAGAACUUUGUAAUCACAUUGAUUCGGAGAAAUUGGAUUUGGCAAGAUUUGGUAACUUAACAGAGGGUUACAAUAAAGGUGAUCUCGUGCAAUUUGUUGAGAGGGCUAUUUUUUAUGCUUACCGAAUGAGUAAAACAAAUCCAAUAUUGACGAAUGAUCAUUUGGCCAAGUCUCUAGAGAGUACAAAUUCGUAUUGCCUUCAAGGAAUUACCAGCAAUAAUAAACCAACUGAUACCAUUAUGGAUGUUGGUAUGAAGGUCGAACAAAUUCCUGGACUAGAAGCAGUUGUGACUGUGUUGGAGGAGGUCUUAGUCUGGCCGACAAUAUAUCCAAAAAUAUUUAGUGACUCUCCACUGCGUAAUCAAGCUGGUGUUCUGCUAUUUGGACCCCCUGGAACUGGCAAAACGUAUUUAGUUUCUCAAAUUGCCAACUCUUGGAAUUUGAGAACAAUAUCCGUUAAGGGUCCAGAGUUGCUUGCCAAAUACAUUGGCCAGAGUGAGGAGAAUGUACGAAAUUUAUUCUCGCGUGCUCGAAGUGCCAAACCGUGUGUUUUAUUCUUUGAUGAAUUUGACAGUUUGGCUCCUAAACGUGGUCAUGACUCGACUGGAGUUACAGAUCGUGUUGUUAAUCAGCUGCUAACUGAAUUGGAUGGUGUUGAAGGUUUACAAGGUGUAACGGUUAUUGCUGCAACAUCUCGUCCAGAGCUACUUGAUCCUGCACUCCUUCGAUCGGGAAGAAUAGAUCGAUUGGUUGAGUGUCCACUUCCAGAUACUGCAGCUCGAUUGAGUAUAUUCAAAACUCUUUCGCAAACACUUUUCUUAGAUAAGAAUGUUGAUCUGGCACGAUUGGCAUCAAAAACACAGAACUACACUGGAGCGGAUAUUCAAAGUAUAUUGACAUCAGCAAACAUGGCAGCUGUUAAAGAAGUUUUGGAAAAAUGUGGUCAUCAGAAUUUACCGGACAAGAUAAUCGUUACACAUGAACAUUUAAUUGAAGCUUAUAAAACAACAAGGCCAUCGUUAAGUCCAUCGGAUGUAUCACGCUAUCGGCAUACGUACGAACGAUUUACAAACAAGGAAAAGUCAUCCAGAGAAUUUGUAGCCAAGCGAGCAACUUUAGCGUAAAAAUAAACUAACGAAAGUUAUGUACCAAAAGUCAAUGGUACUUAAUCGACUAAUUUACAUCAAUUUUAUAUUUUGAGUGUGGUAUAUUAAUUAAAUUAAGGAAACAGGAACAAAAGCAGGAACAAGAAAAACUUAAAGUAAAAAUAUAUAUUUGAAUAAAUUAAUAUAAAUUCGGUUUUGGUUAUGAUACUAUGCGGUUCACUUGGUUAGGUACCUACACUAUUUUGAAUUUCUGGAAAAUUAGAUAUCUUUUUUUAUUUACUAAUUUUUUAUAACCUAAGAAAAUUACAAAAUCAGUUUAUUGAUUAAAAAUACAGUGAACAAAUUUAUGCAUUAUGUAGGUAUAAAAACUA